Paraglomus brasilianum is the source of this 1917-nucleotide messenger RNA. NCBI's taxonomy places the organism in Eukaryota, Fungi, Glomeromycota, Glomeromycetes, Paraglomerales, Paraglomeraceae. The record is from the annotation of a GenBank genome assembly.
AUGCCACUUACUAUAGAUGAUGUUCCCGACUCGUUUUACGGUUCAUAUGUAAGGAAGCAUAAAAUUGCUACGGAAGCCGAUAUCAUUAAGGCAUACGAAAAACAACAAGCAAGACAUGUUGGUAGGAGUCUGGGAAAAAAGCAGCCUGAAAUCGGUCUUAACGCUUUUGCGAUGAAAAUGGAUGUUGUUGAAUAUGCGUUUGAGCAUCAAGACAAACAUGACCAAAACAAUACUGUCAAUGCCUUUCUCAAGUUCUUGCAAGAGGAAUGCAUUAAUCGGUGGACGCCCGAUUGUAAUUAUUAUUCGCCAUAUAUGUCAGUAGUACAAGCGAGUGGCAUGGGGAAGAAUGUACAACAAGAAUUAGAUCUAGGCUAUCCAAAACGGUCCAGCAUCACUCCAGUCUUGUUGCUUGAUCAUAAGUUGACAAAAAUGUCAAAUAAUGGGGUUGAAAUUUCUGUUCAUCCAGAAAACAUUCAUCUGCUAUUUCUGGGUGCUUGUAUAGAUUUACUGGCCACAUCAUUAAAGAUGCCGUUGGAAUGGUUUUACUUUCAAAAAAGUUGUUCCUUUUGGUCACAAAUUCAUGCAUUGAUGGAGAACUUGAAGAAUGAAAUCCCAGAACCUCAAUCUGAAAUAUCUCCAACAAAUUUAAGCAAGUUUGCAGAACCUAAUCACUGGAUGCUUUAUGGGCGACCACUGUGGGGAGCUUUAGUACAGGCACAACACACCAAAGAGCUUAAAAAUAAAUAUCCAUUGUUGGAUAUUUUACUAAUGGCUGCUGGUAAACUCAUUGGUGGGGUUGAUUUUCGUAAUUGGUUUUCAAAUUAUAAGAUAAAAAAUGAAAGAGUUACACCCUUGGUUGCUAUCGCUGUAUUGGGUCAGAGACUUGUACUCAACAUAAUACCACAGUCAGAACUUGCAAUGGAAUUAGUAGCAAGUGCUAUGCGAGUUUGUCUACAUAUUACAGAAGAUCGUGGAACUAUUCUAUCAACAUACUUGUCUGAGCCAACUUUAGCUGAGGCUGCAGCAUAUAUCAUGAACAUUGACAAUGGGUUGCUUGUACCAGAUCUGCUGACUAUGUUAAUCAAUAGUAUCAAAGAAGGAGUUGCAGAGGCCAGUUAUCGUGGUGAAUUGGUAGCACAUUUUCUCUUACUGUUGGCAUAUGACUAUGCUUGUAGUCAGUUUAAAGCGACUGUGUCAUAUUUUCCUGGCUAUUAUUCACAAGGCAUCACUGUGCAACAAUUCUUGCAGGCUUUGCUGGAUUAUGAGAUUUUUAACCUAAUUGCAACAGAUAUUUCCACCAGUAAACCCAAUGCACUAGCACCACUUGAACAAGGAGCUGCUGUAUUGUGUAAACAUAACCAAUGUGGUGUAGACAUUAUCAUACCAGUGUUACUAGACCCUGAAGGAAGGAUGAAUAUCAAUAAUAUAACCUAUAUUCUUGUGCAAGUCAAAAACUGGAGACAUACACCAUCACAGCGUCAAGUCCAAGAAGCUUCAAGAAUGAAACUCUCCCCUGAGUUUGCUGGAAUUACCACACAACAUUUACUACCUUAUUUGUCUCUCUAUUUGCAGCUGGGUGAUGAGAAAUGCACAGCACAUGUUGUGGAAGAUAUUGGUAUUUUACCAGAAGUUGACAGCUUGUAUAAAUUAGUUUUGUCAAACCCCAAUUUAUUGAAAUGCCCAGCUGAUAAUGUAGAAAUUCCCUUGAAAAGAGUCAAAAUUGGCAGAAAUAAUCCACAUUAUCCAUCAGAGACAUCAGUUUCUUCUGUGAUACGUCAGACUUUCCAAGUGUCAUUAGCUGUUUAUGGUCUUGGAGAAGAAGUCUCUGUUGCCUGGCCUGAUGCAGCUGAGCUUGAGGAUGAUAGUGAACGUGUACGGCGUAUGCAACCAUUAGUAUAUAUUCAUGCCAGUCAAUAA